Molecule: messenger RNA, 2426 nt
Organism: Fukomys damarensis (Damara mole-rat)
Lineage: Eukaryota; Metazoa; Chordata; Mammalia; Rodentia; Bathyergidae
Gene: Dcun1d3
Product: defective in cullin neddylation 1 domain containing 3
Exons: 3
Coding region: 225-1139 (304 amino acids)
Biological process (GO): positive regulation of ubiquitin-protein transferase activity; protein neddylation
Cellular component (GO): ubiquitin ligase complex
Molecular function (GO): ubiquitin-like protein binding; cullin family protein binding; ubiquitin conjugating enzyme binding
Source: RefSeq, a predicted model, not a curated record
ACAUCAGGUGACCCAGAAAACCCAAAGAUUUCCAGAGAGAAGGAUCUAAAGCUGUAUUCAACAUUGAGCACUAUUAACAAGUCUAGCCAACCACUUCCUCCCAAGUCUUGAAAGAAAUGGUUGGCUGGCUCCUCUGGCUGAUGGCAUGUUGAGGUACAUGGGCCAGUGGCAGCGAAGGCAUCUGACCCAGGGGGGGCCACUCUAGAAGUCAGGCCAUCACCACCAUGGGCCAGUGUGUCACCAAGUGCAAGAAUCCCUCAUCGACUCUGGGCAGCAAAAACGGAGACCGGGACUCUGGCAGCAAGUCACACAGUAGGCGAGGGGCAGGCCACCGUGAGGAACAGGUGCCACCCUGUGCCAAGCCAGGUGGAGAUAUUCUUGUCAAUGGGACCAAGAAAGCAGAGGCUGCCACUGAGGCCUGCCAGCUGCCGACAUCCUCGGGAGACUCUGGGAGGGAGUCCAAGUCCAAUGCUGAGGAGUCCUCCUUGCAGAGGUUGGAGGAACUGUUCAGGCGCUAUAAGGACGAGCGGGAGGAUGCAAUUUUGGAGGAAGGCAUGGAGCGCUUUUGCAAUGAUCUGUGUGUCGACCCCACGGAAUUUCGAGUGCUGCUCUUGGCUUGGAAGUUCCAGGCUGCUACCAUGUGCAAAUUCACCAGGAAGGAGUUUUUCGAUGGCUGCAAAGCAAUAAGUGCAGACAGCAUUGACGGGAUCUGUGCACGGUUCCCUAGCCUCUUGACUGAAGCUAAACAAGAGGAUAAAUUCAAGGAUCUCUACCGGUUUACAUUUCAGUUUGGCCUGGACUCUGAAGAAGGGCAACGGUCACUGCAUCGAGAAAUAGCCAUUGCCCUGUGGAAACUAGUCUUCACCCAGAACAAUCCUCCCGUGUUGGACCAGUGGCUAAACUUCUUAACAGAGAACCCCUCGGGGAUCAAGGGCAUCUCCCGGGACACUUGGAACAUGUUCCUUAACUUCACUCAGGUGAUUGGUCCUGACCUCAGCAACUACAGUGAAGAUGAGGCCUGGCCAAGUCUCUUUGAUACCUUUGUGGAGUGGGAAAUGGAACGAAGGAAAAGAGAAGGGGAAGGGAGAGGUGCACUCAGCUCAGGGCCCGAGGGCUUGUGUCCCGAGGAGCAAACUUAGUGGCUCUGUCCCGGAGCAGCAGCAAGGAUCUGCCCGCUGCUCUGCAGCCAAGCAAGGAAUUGGACCUUUGUGGAAAUUACUGAAGAUCCGGAUAUUUUCUACUUCACACCUUUCUCUGCCUUGUAUCUGAAAGGGCUCUAAAAUGCUGUAUCAUGUUUUAGGCACUUUCUUCAUUUUUUGGUUAUUUUGGUUAUUUCUUUUGGGGGUAACCUCUAAAAUAUUGGAACCUGGCUACAUGUGCUGUUCCUUUUCUUUUCUUUUCUUUUCUUUUUUUUUUGCCUUCAGCUAGAAUAAGCCUGCCAUUUCUUGCACAAAGUUAGAUUAUUUUUAUUUUGUUUUGUUUUUGUUUGAUUUUGGUAGGGAAGAAUGUAGAGCCGGGUGGGGAUAGUGGGACUGUUAGGUUGACUUAACAUUACAAAAUGAUACAGUGCCAGAUCUCAGUUUUGCAUAUUGUUUUUCAGGGCAGGUCUGUACUGUGUGUAGUGCUGUUUACAUGGUUGAAUUUAGGUUGUAAUAAUUAUUUUUAAAGAUUUACACAGAUUUGAGUAGCAGUGUUAACUCUUAACCACGUUGCAUUAAUUCCCAGACAAUUUGGAGCUCUUGGAGAGCCAACGCCAGUCAAGAGCAUUUGUGGUCUGGUGACAACCCCCUUAAGCUAAUUUAUCCAAAACCCUAUUUCCCUCACUUCUUGCUCAUUCCUUCUUUGAUCUAUUGCAUUUCAUGUUGGGUUUAUCCAUCAGCGUGCUGCACCUGUCAGUCAAGUGAGCAGUUGUUUUUGUAGAACACGUUGUACUGAGAACCACUUAAGCAUUGAAUGCAGAGAAAGCAGUGCUACCUCAGUUUUGCUGGAAGUAGACUUCUUUGAUAUUUUUCUUUCUUUGAUGAAGUUUCUGUAUUUUCAUGUUUUAAGUGGAAAUAUUUUUUUCUUUCAUUUGCCUUGGAGCCAAAGUUUCUGUUCCUAGUGGUCGGAAAACUCUGCCUGCCGGCCAGCUAACUUGAAAGAAAACUGUGGUAUGGAGCUCUGCUUGAAUUUUUUUUUUUCCUUUGAGUAUCAUCAGCUUACUUGUCUGGCAAGUGCAGAAGUCUGGACUCUGCCAAACAAAUAUCGAAGUGUAUUUAAUAGUUAAAUGUGUGCCCUUUCCCUUCUUGCUGCACCCAUGUUAUCACUUAACCCCUAGGAGUUAUUUAUUAUCUUUUUGUUAAUGUCAGGCUCAUUUGGGGUAAUGUGAUGACUGUUUAGGUUUACAUGACCCUCCUUGUCCUUUCCCUACCCCCAGAUAUGUAUAU